Molecule: messenger RNA, 780 nt
Organism: Diplodia corticola
Lineage: Eukaryota; Fungi; Ascomycota; Dothideomycetes; Botryosphaeriales; Botryosphaeriaceae
Product: oxoglutarate iron-dependent oxygenase
Exons: 2
Coding region: 1-780 (259 amino acids)
Biological process (GO): peptidyl-proline hydroxylation to 4-hydroxy-L-proline
Cellular component (GO): endoplasmic reticulum
Molecular function (GO): iron ion binding; L-ascorbic acid binding; procollagen-proline 4-dioxygenase activity
Source: RefSeq, a predicted model, not a curated record
AUGCCGCCCAAGGGCAAGAAGAAAGACGCUGCGAUCAAGCCAGCUGCCGCACCGCCAGAGCAACGGCCGCCGGACUGGCCUGCCUUCAAACCCCUCAUUCCGCCUUCAGACCUAUCCCUGCAGGAAGUCGUCCCAGAGCAGAUUGUAACAGUGCCCAAUUUCUGGCCGUCCUCGCUCUGCAAAACUUAUGUGUCUUUUCUCUCGUCGUUGCCCCUCACCACUACUCCGGGGAAGCCCAAGAAAGGAGAUGCUGUGCGAGUAAACGACCGCUUCCAAAUCCAAGACGCAGUCUUCGCCAAGAGGCUGUGGGAAGAAACAGCACUCAAGGAUAUUGUGCUCGGCAACGUCGAGUCUGAAGAUGGGCUGCGCAUGACUGAGGCCGAGAGGACAUCCCUCUGGGGCGGUGAAGCCGUGGGACUAAACCCCAACAUCCGCAUCUAUCGCUAUUCGAAGGGGCAGUUUUUUGACCAACACUACGAUGACUUCAACAGCGUGGUGAUUCCAGGAGAGAGAGACAUUCAAGCUCGGACGACUUGGACCCUGCUUCUCUAUCUAACCUCGCCGGCCACGGGGUGUCUUGGAGGUGAAACAGUCUUUUACCCGGAUCCUCCAAAGAAGGCGUCCAAGAAGGACCCUCCGCCAGAACCCAUUGUAGUCGGCUUGGAAGUUGGCAUGGCUUUGCUCCACAAACACGGAGCGGACUGCAUGCUGCAUGAAGGCAGGGAAGUUUUGGAAGGUGAGAAAUGGGUCAUUCGCAGCGAUUUGUGCGUUCGCCGGUAG